Molecule: messenger RNA, 1276 nt
Organism: Castor canadensis (American beaver)
Lineage: Eukaryota; Metazoa; Chordata; Mammalia; Rodentia; Castoridae
Gene: Stoml1
Product: stomatin like 1
Cellular component (GO): plasma membrane
Source: RefSeq, a predicted model, not a curated record
GCCAGGCUGCUCCGGGCUGGUCUGGGUGGGCGCCGGGCGGAGGCGCGGGGCGUGUCCCCAUCAGAAGUCAUGCUCGGCAGGUCCGGGUACCGGGCGCUGCCUUUGGGGGAUUUUGAUCGCUUCCAGCAGUCGAGCUUUGGCUUUCUGGGCUCGCAGAAGGGCUGCUUGUCCCUAGAGCAGGGCGGCGUGGGGCCGGGGGCCGAUGCACCCCAAAGCUGGCCCUCCUGCCUCUGCCAUGGCCUCAUCAGUUUUCUGGGCUUCUUGCUGCUGCUGCUCACUUUCCCUGUUUCCGGCUGGUUUGCCGUGAAGAUUGUGCCCACCUAUGAGCGGAUGGUCGUGUUCCGUCUGGGCCGGAUACGCACCCCUCAGGGGCCUGGCAUGGUUGUGCUUCUUCCCUUCAUCGACUCCUUUCAGAGGGUGGAUCUGAGGACCCGAGCCUUCAACGUCCCUCCCUGCAAGUUGGCCUCUAAGGAUGGGGCUGUGCUAUCUGUGGGGGCUGAUGUCCAGUUCCGCAUCUGGGACCCAGUGCUGUCAGUGAUGGCUGUGAAGGAUCUGAACAUGGCCACACGCAUGACAGCUCAGCACGCCAUGACCAAGGCCCUGCUCAGGAGGCCACUGCGGGAGAUUCAGAUGGAGAAGCUCAAGAUCAGCGGCCAGCUCCUGCUGGAGAUCAAUGACGUGACCAGGGCCUGGGGGCUGGAGGUGGACCGUGUGGAGCUAGCAGUAGAGGCUGUACUGCAGCCGCCCCAGGACAGCUGUGCUGGGCCCAGCCUGGACAGCACCCUCCAACAGCUGGCCCUCCACUUGCUGGGAGGAGGUGUGAGCUCUGUGGCAGGAGGUGCCCUGCCCCCAGGGCCAGACACCCUGGAGAUGGUGAGUGAAGUGGAGCUGCCUGACCCUCACAUUGGGGUUGUGCCCAACCUGAAGCAGCCCAUGGCCGAGGGGCUGCUGACCGCCCUGCAGCCCUUCCUGUCUGAGGCCCUGGUCAGCCAAGUUGGGGCCUGCUACCAGUUCAACGUCAUCCUGCCCAGUGGCACCCAAAGCAUCUACUUCCUGGACCUCACCACAGGACGAGGCAGAGUGGGACAUGGGGCACCCGAUGUCGUCCCUGACGUGGUGGUGGAGAUUGGUGAGGCAGACCUGCAGGCCCUGUUGUGCAGGGAGCUUCGGCCCUUGGGGGCCUACAUGAGUGGGCGGCUGAAGGUGAAGGGUGACCUGGCUGUAGCCAUGAAGCUGGAGGCUGUCCUCAGGGCCCUGAAGUAGCUGUCUUGGUUGA